This is a messenger RNA of Cuscuta epithymum, 529 nucleotides long. The record is from the annotation of a GenBank genome assembly. Lineage: Eukaryota; Viridiplantae; Streptophyta; Magnoliopsida; Solanales; Convolvulaceae.
GCAAGACAUUCCGAAUGCUCCUUUGCCGGCAAGGCGUUCACGAGGUGUAUCAGCUCUUAGCCGACCGCGCGAGUUACGAGGAUUGUCAAAAACGACUACGGCAGAUGGCCCUGGAUGUAGGUGAUGAAGAUAUGCUCCACCGGGGCAUAUUCCACUAUGAAGAUGAAGAUGCAGGUGGAAGUGACGAGGAGGAUGAUUCAGAUGAACGUGAAGAUGGGGGUGAGGACUCACAAGCGCCCCCUCAAUUCUCAACACAGGGUGUCUCAUUUGAUCAACCACCCCCUCAAUUCUCAACGCAUCGAGGUGGGUCAUUUGAUCAACCACCGCCGUAUUAUGAUUCUUAUCAGUGGUCCACACAACCGGAUGAUUAUGUUGAGUCAUUUCUGAAUUCGUCUUUUUACUAUGGAGACACAACGGAGCCUUGGAACACUGGCGGUGGGGAUGGAGCAGGGCCGAGCGCGUAACAUUAGAUGUAGUAUUACAUUUCAUAUUGUAUGUACCGUCUAUUCAUUAAUAAAUUAUAUUGAAA